Messenger RNA from Aphanomyces invadans, 831 nucleotides. RefSeq lists its product as hypothetical. The transcript is spliced from 2 exons. Gene Ontology annotation, molecular function: protein binding. The record is from RefSeq and is a predicted model, not a curated record. Bases 1 to 831 code for a protein of 276 amino acids. Lineage: Eukaryota; Oomycota; Saprolegniomycetes; Saprolegniales; Verrucalvaceae.
AUGUCGCUUCGCGUGGUGACCAUCGAAGGACGGUACCCGACUGACGUCGCGCUCGGUGUUAUCCAUGCCGUGCUCGCAGCGUGGUACAGAUCCGUUGGUAUGUCCCGCGUAUGGAAGCUCUUUGCAUCGUUGCCGCAGAUGAAGGACAUUUUGAUCCUGGAUGCCGUUUACAGUGGGAACAUGACCGUGUUGAAGCAUCUCCAUGCUGCAGAUUUGGACGUGCUGGUGUUCCUCCAUGAAGUCGUAACCCACUCCGGAUGCACAUCGUUGGCCAUGGACGUUGCAGCCCAAUAUGGGCAUCUCCACGUCGUCCGGUACCUUCACGAACGUCGAACGGAAGGGUGUUCCAUGUGGGCUAUGAAUGGCGCCGCCGAAAACGGUCAUUUGGAAGUUGUGCAUUUUCUUCAGUUGCAUCGCCCCGAGUCGAAUCUCGAGUGGGCACUCGAGUACGCAGCUGCGGAUGGCCGAAUGGAUGUCGCCGUGCUCUUGAGCGAUCUUUUCGGGACCGACAGGGAAUGUUCGACUCGGGCGAUGGACGGCGCCGCGCGCAAUGGUCACUUGGCCAUGGUUCAGUACCUACAUCUCAAUCGACGCGAUGGGUGUACGACGGGCGCGAUGGACUGGGCCGCCACCCACGGCCACGUCGCCAUUGUCCAGUGGCUCCAUGCCAAUCGUACAGAAGGCUGCACGACGUCUGCGAUGGACAUGGCGUGCGGCGCGAAGGGCCAUUUGGAGUUAGUCAAGUGGCUUCAUGCGCAUCGACACGAAGGGUGUACAACCUCCGCCAUGGACGACGCCGCUGCGAAUGGAAAGUUGGAGGUCGUCCUAUAG